Molecule: messenger RNA, 1461 nt
Organism: Yarrowia lipolytica CLIB122
Lineage: Eukaryota; Fungi; Ascomycota; Dipodascomycetes; Dipodascales
Biological process (GO): ammonium transmembrane transport
Cellular component (GO): plasma membrane
Molecular function (GO): ammonium channel activity
Source: RefSeq, a predicted model, not a curated record
AUGGCUGACGCUACCUCAACGCAAGCUCCCCUUCCGACCACUGGCAAUGGAGGAGACUCCCUCACACAAAACCUGAACGUCCCCUUCCUGGGUGCCGAUAUGGUCUGGAUCAUGACCUCUUCGGCACUGGUCUGGAUCAUGAUUCCAGGAGUCGGUCUGCUCUACUCUGGUAUGUCGCGUAAGCACCACGCCCUGUCUCUCCUGUGGGCAUCCAUCAUGUGCUGUGCCCUCGUCUCUUUCGAGUGGUUUUUCUGGGGUUACACUCUGGCAUUCUCUCACAAGGCCGGAAAGUUCAUUGGAACCAUGGAUAACUUCGGUCUUAUGAAUGUUCUCGCUGCUCCCUCUGUUGGCUCCUCUGCUGUCCCCGAUAUCCUGUAUAUGUUCUACCAGGGCAUGUUCGCAUGCAUCACCGGUAUGCUCAUGGUUGGUGGAGCUCACGAGCGAGCUCGACUCGGCCCCAUGAUGGUAUAUCUCUUCAUUUGGAUGACUGUCGUCUACUCUCCUAUUGCAUGCUGGACAUGGAACCCUAGUGGAUGGCUCGCCGUCCUUGGAGGACUUGAUUUCGCAGGUGGAGGACCUGUUCACAUGUCUUCCGGUGCGGGUGCCCUUGCCUAUGCUCUCUGGUGUGGUAAGAGACGUGACCCUGCUGUUGAGAAGCUGCCUCACUACCGGCCCUCUUCCGUUACUUCCGUUGUUCUCGGCACUGUUUUGCUUUGGUUCGGAUGGUUCGGAUUCAACGGUGGUUCCUCUGGUAACGCCUCCAUCCGAGGCUUCUACGCUGCCGCUAAUACUAACCUUGCUGCUGCUUGCGGUGCUCUCGCUUGGAUGUGUGUCGACUUCUUCCGAAAGGGCCGAAAGUGGUCCACUGUUGGUCUCUGUUCUGGUGCCAUCGCAGGUCUCGUUGGCAUCACCCCCGCCGCCGGCUUCGUCCCUAUCUGGUCUGCUGUCCCUAUUGGUAUCAUCACCGCCGUCUUCGCUAACAUUUCUGGUGACCUUAAGAAUCUGCUCCGAAUUGAUGAUGGUCUCGAUGUCUUCUCUCUCCAUGGUGUGGGAGGAUUCUGCGGCUCUGUUCUUACUGCCUUCUUUGCUGCUGACUACAUUGCCCAUCUGGAUGGUGCCACAGAGAUCAAGGGUGGAUGGCUCAACCACCACUGGGCUCAGCUGGGUUACCAGCUGGCUGGUGCGUUUGCUACCCUCGGCUACUCCUUUGUGGUCUCUUCAGUUAUUCUUGUCAUCAUGAACAGAAUCCCCUACCUCAACGUCCGAAUGACCGAGGAGGAGGAGAUGCUUGGAACCGACAUGGCCCAGAUCGGCGAGUUUGCCUUCGACUGGGAGGACUCUGGAGUCCUGGACCUGCAUGGCCAGAACCCCAAUGGUAUGGGCGUCACCCCCAACGUCCAGACUCCCAAGCCCAGCAGCAUCAACGAAAACAAGGAGGCUGCUGAGAGUGAUUCGGUUUAA